Messenger RNA from Myzus persicae (green peach aphid), 2314 nucleotides. RefSeq names its product glucose dehydrogenase [FAD, quinone]-like. The transcript has 3 exons. Gene Ontology annotation, molecular function: oxidoreductase activity, acting on CH-OH group of donors; flavin adenine dinucleotide binding. The record is from RefSeq and is a predicted model, not a curated record. Lineage: Eukaryota; Metazoa; Arthropoda; Insecta; Hemiptera; Aphididae. The coding region runs from base 237 to 1967 and encodes 576 amino acids.
AUCAGUAAGUUUUGUGAAAUGUUGAUAUUUCUCGAUCAUAGUUAGUAGGAGAAAUAGUGCGUAUGCAUUUUCGUGAUAUUGAACAACAGCUCUCAAGAAUAUUACCUAUAAAAAGUGGAGAGUUUGACCUACAUUUAACAGUAUUCGUUCCGGUUCGAUAAGCACUGCAGAUAUUAUUCUUGAAUCUUGUUAAAGGUCUGUAGUACAAAAGUGCAGACUCUAAUGUUCGAUUCGUCAUGGCAUUAAAUCUCAUAAAAUUCGUGUUAUUAAUUUCAUUUACAUUCUCAAUACGCGCACAGUCAAUUUACGGACCUUAUGAACAUCAAGGAAUUCCCUUCAGAGAAAACAAUUUUUUAGGUACUCGACCUAUUUCGAGUGAGUACGAUUUUAUUGUUAUCGGUGCAGGUCCAGGAGGCUGUGUAGUCGCAAACAGAUUAUCUGAAAAUCCAAAUUGGUCAGUACUAGUGCUGGAAGCAGGACAAGAUGAAUCCAUACUUACAGAUAUACCGGGUGCACAAUCGUUAUUGGAAACAUCGGACACCUACAGUUGGGGAUACAUAACAGAACCAACAAAAAACGGUUGUCUCGGUUUUAAGAAUAAACGUUGUUCUUGGCCAACAGGAAAAGGCAUGGGAGGGUCAUCGACAAUUAAUGCUUUAUUUUAUACUAGAGGAAAAAAAGAACAUUAUGAUUCAAUUGCAGCAUCAGGGAACACUGGAUGGGCUUACAAAGAUGUAAUGCCCUAUUUUUUAAAAUCUGAAAAUAAUUCUAUACCAGAAUAUCAAAAUUCACAAUUUCAUUCACAAAAUGGAUAUUUCCAUGUUGAACGAUCCCAAUACCGUUCACCACUCGUUGAUAUGUUCAUUGAUGCAGGCGGUGAACUAGGAUUGCGAAAAAAUAUUGAUUAUACAGUUGAUCCGGAAAACGGAAUAUCGAGUAUUCAAGCUAACACAAUAAAUGGACGCCGAGUAAGUGCAUCUAAAGCUUUUAUACACCCAGCCAAAGAUCGUCAAAACCUCCACGUUGCAAUAUUCAGUCAAGUAACAAGAAUACUCUUUGAUUCAAAAACUAAAAAAACAAUCGGGGUGGAAUUUAUUAAAAAAGGAAAAACUAGAACUGUAUACUCUAAAAAAGAGGUUAUUUUAUCUGCCGGUCCUAUAAAUUCACCACAAUUACUAAUGUUAUCUGGAAUUGGACCAAAAGAACACUUAAAGUAUCAUGGUAUACCAGUUAUCCAAAAUUUACCAGUAGGACAACAUUUAGAAGACCACUACGGCUUAAUCGGUUUGGAAUUCAUAGUGAAUCAAACAGGUCCAGUUCUGACUCAACAAAGUAUAUCAGAUCCAGUGUUAUUCGACGAAUGGUUCAAGUAUGGCCGAGGACCACUAACAGUACCGAGAGGGAGAGACGGUUUGGCUUUCAUAAGAUCACCGUCCGGCAAAGAGAUCGAACUGGUAUUGGCUCCUAUAACCGACAAACCAAACGUAUUUUUCAUUAGUACUUUGCUGUUGCAACCGGACGCUCGCGGAAGUAUAAAAUUAAAAUCCAACAACUCGAUGCAUCCACCUGUUAUGUACUAUGGUUAUUACAACAACAAUACCGAUCUCGAAGACAACAUAUACGCUCUUAAGUAUGCUGUAAAAAUGGUAGAGGAGACGCAGGCAUUUAAAAGUGUCGCAGCCAAACUAAACCCCAUACCGUAUCCGAAAUGUGAACGUUUCCGGUUCAGAUCUGACGAAUAUUGGGCAUGUUUAUCAAAACACUUGACCAACACGUUUCAUCAUCACUGUGGUACGUGCAGAAUGGGAACCGUCGUCAACGACAGAUUACAAGUAAUUGGCAUUCAAGGACUACGAGUAGUGGACUCUUCGAUACUCCCACACAUUCCUAGCGCGCAUCUUUACGCUCCGACCGUAAUGGUGGGCGAAAAAGGAGCAGAUAUGAUUAAAAGUUAUUGGUCAAAUUAAUGUCUAUAAGAGUCAUAUAAUAUUUGUUUAUAUGUUCUUAUAUCUACGUUUGAUUUAUAAAACCCAUGGUUUCAGCUCAUAUGAAGUCUUUGACUGUGAGUUUAUUUUGUAUUGGGUAGGUACAAUGUUUUGAAAUUAUCACUCAGUAUGUACUUGGUGCAUCGUUUAAUUUAUUUACAUAAUCUGGAUAGAAACCCUAUUUAUUAUUUCUUAUAUAAGGAUCAUAAAAAUGUAAUAGUUAUAAAUUGUAUAAUUAUAUAGGUAAUUGAAUAAUUCUAUUAUAGUUGUGUUCACUGUACCGCUGUUGCCUACUCGUUACGCCGUACAAUAAAUCAGUGUCUAAAAUA